Messenger RNA from Macadamia integrifolia, 1565 nucleotides. RefSeq names its product glucan endo-1,3-beta-glucosidase 1-like. The coding region runs from base 195 to 1361 and encodes 388 amino acids. Gene Ontology annotation, biological process: carbohydrate metabolic process. The record is from RefSeq and is a predicted model, not a curated record. NCBI's taxonomy places the organism in Eukaryota, Viridiplantae, Streptophyta, Magnoliopsida, Proteales, Proteaceae. Gene Ontology annotation, molecular function: hydrolase activity, hydrolyzing O-glycosyl compounds. The transcript is spliced from 3 exons.
UAGGCGCAGCAAGCCAAGCAAGGAUCAAACCUCGAUUUCCAUGAAAAAAAAGUGAAAAAGAACCAAGUUCAAUUCCAUUGAUGCGAGAGAACGACUACUCUCUCUCUCUCUCCAGAACCCAAAUGCAGUAGACCUUUUUAAGUCGUUAUAUUAUACAUUCUUCUCUUUCUAAGCAAUUCGCUUAUCUAUCUGAGAUGUCGAAGAUGGUGGUUUUCAUCCUUUCCCUUCUUUUUCUGCUGGGUUUUAAUGAUGCAGGUCAAGAAUCAAUUGAACCGUUGAACAUACUUGAUCCAUCUCCCAUGAUUCUUCGAAGCUUAUCUCACACAGACAUUCCUGUUGCUGUGUCUGUGAGUGAAACCCAUCUUUAUGAGGUUUCUUCUAGCCUUUCAAUGGCAGAAAGCUGGGUUAGGACCCAUGUUCUAACCUACUUCCCUUCGACCAAAAUCACCCACAUUGUGGUGGGAAAUGAUGUCCUUUGCAACAGAGAUCAAGAAGAGAUGUGGGGUUUGGUUCUGCCAUCUCUGAAGAACAUUUAUUAUUCUCUCGUCAGAUGGGGUUUGGAGAGAGAAAUCAAAGUAUCUGCUUCCUUUUCUGGUGCUUGUUUAGAUCCAAAUUCCAACUUGUUUAGAGAUGAACUAGUCACGAAUCUUAUCAAUCCUCUGUUGGGAUUUCUUUUGAACUCCAACUCAACCUAUUGUGUCUGCCCGAUUUCAGAUUUUUCCCCAUUGUCAUCUGAAGCCAUAGACUUGGUUUCUGCACAUUAUGAAUCCAUCAAAAAGCUUGGGCCUUUUCAGAUGAAUGGGAUCAAUGUGGUCCUCUGCACCCAGGAAAAACAGAAACCCAAGAGCAGGAAGCUCUCAUUCAUGAGUUUCAAUUUUGAAAACUCUUACUCUGUUCCUGCACAUUUGGUAAAAAACCCACUGCCCCCAUUAACAGGGAUCGCUCCUCAACCUUCGAUGUCCUUCUCUUUUGCUCCAAAGGGCUCUCCUUUGGGCAUCCCCUCGAACCCACCUGAUUCUAUCUCAUUGCCCCCAUGUAGUGCGGUGGACAUGGGAGCCGCGCCAUCGCCGGAAACAGGGGAGGUGAAUCCUCUCUGGUGUGUGGCAAAGCCUAGUGUUCCUGCAGCUACAUUAGAGGAGGCUAUGGAUUAUGCUUGUAGGGAAGGUGGUGCGGAUUGUGAGGAGAUUAAGCCUCAUGGAAGCUGUUACAACCCCGACUCGGUUGUCGCCCAUGCUUCUUAUGCUUUCAACAGCUAUUGGCAGAAGAACAAGAGAAAUGGAGGGACUUGCAGUUUUGGAGGGACUGCUAUGAUCAUUAAUGCGGACCCAAGUUUUAUGCACUGUCGGUUCAUCCUUGGUUGAUGUUGGCGACAUGUUAGAAGAAAUUUUUGCUGCAAGUUUAUUCAUGGAUGAUGGGUUGGUUUCCCUUUUCUUCUUUAUUCCUUGUAAUGUAAUCUCUUUUUAGGAUUUACAGACCAGAAAACUUUGAAAGAUUGCUUGGACUGUCCUUUGCAUAUAUCACUUGUAAAGGAGGAAAAGGUACUACUGGGACUACUGUUUUUGUGA